GUCAUCUUCGUUAAAUGCACAGUCAUUCCCAUCAGGCACACCCGAUGAGUUAAAAUAGUUGGAUAGUUUCAAGGGUGUUGGCUAAUGGCUGAGUAAUUUUCAAGUUGUCAUCAUCCCGGAGUCCAGCAAAGCGCACCGACAGCAGGAAGUGAGGUGGCUAUUUAAACCAGGAAACUAUGGCAGAUUUCAGUGACAAUGAGGCCGAUUGGGAAGUCACUCGAAUAUUCAUGAGUGAUGAGGAGAUAGUCUUCGUCUUAGCCAAGUGGGAUUACACCGCUAACCAGCAAGAGGAACUCAACAUCCGGAAAAAUGAGCGUCUCACCCUCAUCGACGACACCAAGUCCUGGUGGAAGGUGCGCAAAGCCUCCGGCGAGGCGGGCUAUGUUCCCUCAAACUUUGUCAAGAAGGAAAAAAAGAGUUUCAUGAACAAGCUGCGGGACAAGAUCGUGCCGUCGCGAGACCCGAAGCAGCCCGGAAUGGCUCCGUCACCUUCGCCGUUGCCCCACACCUCGGAGCACGCCUCGCGCGAUAUGGCCGAGUCGGCCGAGUCCCACCAGCUCUCUCUACCUGCCACGGUCAUAUUCAACUACACGGCGUGUCGACCGGACGAGCUUUCGUUGAUCAAAGGCGAAAACCUGACUGUCCUGGAGAAAUCUGGGGACGGGUGGUGGCGGGGGGAGUUCAACGGAGAAAGCGGGUGGUUCCCGUCAAACUAUGUCAACGUAGACGGCGACAGCCUUCCGGCCAGCCAAAAGUCCAGCGUGAGCUCCAAAGGCGACGAGAACGUCUUCGGGGAAGAUUUUAUACACAGCGUCGUCGCGCUGUAUAAAUUCCAGGGACGCAACGACGAGGAACUCAACUUUGAACAAGGAGAGCGGCUGGAGAUCUUGCAGAGACCGGAAGACGAUCCCGAGUGGUGGAAGGCGCGGAACACAAAGGGGGAGAUCGGCCUGGUGCCCAAAAACUAUGUGGAGGAGAUUACGGCGAAUACGCAACCGGCGCCGGUCCCGUACCCGGUUAUCUCCAAUAACGUGGGCUCAGCUCGGGCGGAGAACGGAAACUCGUUGACUCACAAAAUCUGGUUCUGUGGAACCCUGAAACGGGAGGAAAGUGAGAGAACUUUGAUGGAGCUGAACUGUGAAGAUGGAGUGUUCCUGAUCAGAGAAAGCGAAACAACGCUUGGUGGCUACUCGGUAUCCGUCAAGGCUCCGGACAAAAUCAAGCAUUUCAAAGUCCAGCGUCUGGAGGACCAAUACUGCAUCGGUUCCAAACGCUUCGAGAGCUUGGAGGCCUUGAUAGAGCACUACAAGAAAGCCCCGAUCUUCAGUUGUAGCAAGACGAACUUUAAGCUUUACCUCACCAAACCUUACAAGGAGGUCUGCAAUAACGGAGCGGCUCUGUACCCACCGUAAGAUUUGGAAGAACUUGGAGAUGAAGACAUUUAGUGAGAUAUUGAUUAAAAUAGUCGGCUCAUUAAGAAUUUAAAUCAAUUCUCCUCACAUAUCGUUCCAGGGUUGUUCCCAUUCCUGAAAUGGGGAUGGCUUCAUGUUUGCAACCAAUAGUAGGUCUACAGGGUAAGUCAAAAAGAAAGUGACCGAAUUAGAAAAACUAUUUUUAAAAAUAUGUGGCUCUCUGCAUUUCAUUAAAAAUAACAUAGGGAUGAAG
Molecule: messenger RNA, 1665 nt
Organism: Patiria miniata (bat star)
Lineage: Eukaryota; Metazoa; Echinodermata; Asteroidea; Valvatida; Asterinidae
Product: cytoplasmic protein NCK2-like
Exons: 3
Coding region: 177-1412 (411 amino acids)
Molecular function (GO): protein binding
Source: RefSeq, a predicted model, not a curated record